Cryptomeria japonica (Japanese cedar) is the source of this 3889-nucleotide messenger RNA. Its product is annotated as pentatricopeptide repeat-containing protein At2g22070. The coding region runs from base 251 to 3367 and encodes 1038 amino acids. The transcript is spliced from 3 exons. Gene Ontology annotation, molecular function: zinc ion binding; RNA binding; protein binding. Gene Ontology annotation, biological process: RNA modification. The record is from RefSeq and is a predicted model, not a curated record. Lineage: Eukaryota; Viridiplantae; Streptophyta; Pinopsida; Cupressales; Cupressaceae.
UAUUUUAUUUUUAAUGAAAGCUGGAAGAUAGACUUAAAAAGAGAACAUUUUUUACAACAGUUCUCGCAGUCGCCUUGUACGUCGUAAAGUUGCAGGUUUAAUGGUGGUUGCACCCAAUAAUUAUGACGAGGUUUGAAACCGUUCAUUGCCAACAAUUAUGGCACUCAAGAUUUGCCGUGAACAUCCAUUCAGGGGUGGAAGAAAUCUGAAGGAGCCAAGGUUAUGUUGAUGUUUAGUUAAAGUAAAAUGAAUGAAAUACGCAAUGACAUCCAUUGCCAAUCUCAAGGCACUCUGCCAAGAGGGUUGCUUGAAAGAAGCCCUCCAUUGUCUGCUUAUAACGCACAGCAAUCCUGUAGACUCCUCUACAUAUCUUCAACUUCUGCAGGCCUGCAUUGCCAAGAAAGCGCUUUCAGAGGGCAAGCAAAUUCACUCUUACAUCAAGAGCAAUGGAUUUACAUCUGCCACAAACGUUUUUUUGCAAAAUGCAUUUAUCAACAUGUAUGAUAAAUGCGGAAGUUUGGUUGAUGCCCGCAAAGUGUUUGACGAAAUGACCGAACGAGACGUCUUCUCGUGGAAUAUGAUUAUUGCAGCUUACAGAAGACAUGGACUUCCUCAAGAGGCAUUUACACUGUUUCACCAAAUGCAACGAAAAGCGGUUGUACAGCCUGAUCAGUUCACCUUCUCUGCCGUUCUACCUGUGUGCGCUGACAUGGCAUCCUUGAAAAAUGGUUUGCAGAUUCAUGGAAAGAUCAUUAGAUGUGGGUUUGAAGCUCACAAUGUUGUUGUGAUGAAUACGUUGAUGGACAUGUAUGCAAAGUGUGGAAGAGUAGAGAAGGCACGUCAGCUGUUUGAUAAAAUGCCUCAGCCGAAUGUAACGCCUAGUAAAUUGUUUGACAAAAUGUCCGAACGAGAUGUGGUCGCACUUGAAUUGUUUGAUAAAAUACCUCAACGAAAUAUGGUGUCAUGGAAUCUGAUGAUUGUAGGAUAUGCACGGAAUGGACUUGUUGAUGAAGCCUUGGAGCUUUAUAAACAAAUGCAAUUGGCAGGUGUAGAGUCAAAUCCCGCAACCUUUGCCAGUGUCCUACCGGCAUGUGCCAAAAGGGGAGACUUAGAACAGGGUAUGGAGAUCCAUAGAAAAGUAAUGGGAAGUGGAGGUUUCGUGGAUACUGCCAUUGUGAAUGCUUUGAUAGACAUGUAUGCAAAAUGUGGAAGCGUCAAGAAGGCACGUGAAUUGUUUGAUGAAAUGCCUCAGAGAAGUGUGGUCUCAUGGAAUGUGAUGAUUACAGGAUACAUGCAAAAUGGUGAAUUGGAUGAGGCUUUGAGGAUUUUUGAAGAAAUGCCUCAGCGAGACGUGGUGUCGUGGAAUGCAGUGAUUGUAGGCUGUGCACAAAAUGGGCUUGCUGAUAAAGCCUUGGAGUUUUUUAUGACAAUGCAUUUUUCAGGUAUAAAAGCAAACUGUACCACUUUCGUCAGCAUCCUCCCAGCCUGUGCCAAAAUAGGAUCUUUGGAACGGGGUAUUUGUAUCCAUCAAAAGAUAAUAGAAAGUGGGGUUGUGUCAGAUGUUGUAGUUUCUAAUGCUCUGAUUGACAUGUAUGCGAAGUGUAGAAGCAUCCAGAAGGCACGCAAAGUGUUUGACAAAACGCAUAAGGAAGACUUGGUUACGUGGAAUGCGAUGAUCACAGGAUAUGCACAAAAUGGUUUUCUUGAUGAAGCUGUAAGACUUUUAAAAAAAAUGCCUCGACGAGAUGUUGUUUCAUGGACUGCAGUUAUUGCUGGUUAUGCACAACAUGGACUUGGUGAAAAGGCUUUGGUUUUUUUUAAACAGAUGCACUCAACAUCUGUAAAGUCAGACUCAUCAGCAUUUGCCAGCGUCCUCCCAGCUUGUGCCAAAGUUGGAGCUUUAGAACAGGGUAUUGAGAUACAUCAAAAAAUAAUCGAAAGCGGAUUGUUGUCUGAUGUGCUUGCAACUUCCCUGAUAGAUAUGUAUGCAAAAUGUGGAAGCGUACAGAAGGCACGCAAACUGUUUGGCAAAUUGCAUGAUGAAGACAUUAUAUCAUCGAAUGCAAUGAUUACAGGAUAUGCUCAAAAUGGUGUUCUUGAUGAGGCUUUACGUAUUUUCAAAGAAAUGCCUCAACGAGAUGUGGUCUCAUGGACUGCAAUUGUUGCUGGAUAUGCACACAAUGGACUUGUUGAAAAAUCCUUUGAAACUUUUAAGCAAAUGCAAAUAGCUGGCGUGGAGCCAGACUCAUCAGCCGUUGCUAGCAUCCUCCCAUCUUGUGCCAAAAUUGGAGCUUUGGAACAGGGUAUGGAGAUCCAUCAAAGAAUAAUCGAAAAUGGAUUUUUGUCAGAUAUCGUUGUGGCAAACUCCCUAAUGGACAUGUAUGCAAAAUGUGGAUGCAUACAGAAGGCACGUCGAUUGUUUGAAAAAAUACAUCAUCUAGAUGUGGCCUCAUGGAAUGCCAUGAUUGCUGGAUAUGCAAUGCACGGCUUUAGCAAGGAUGCACUCAAACAUUUUGAUUUAAUGAAGCAGUCCGGAACAAAUCCCAACCAUAUUAGCCUUGUGUCUAUUUUAUUCGCAUGCAGUCAUGCUGGUCUAGUUGAUGAGGGCUGUAAAUACUUUAAUCAGAUGAGUGACUCUUAUUGCAUCAUGCCCACAAUGGAUCAUUAUGUGUGCAUGGUUGACCUUCUUGGGCGUGCUGGUUAUCUUGAGGAAACCUUAAACUUUAUCAUCAAAUUGCCAACAAAACCUGACGUGGUUGUGUGGAUGUGUUUGCUUGGAGUGUGUAGAUCACAUAAGAAAAUGGAGCUAGGAGAAUUUGUGGCAAGGAUCCUUUUUGAUUUGGACCCUAAAAAUCCUGCACCUCAUGUUCUUCUGUCAAACAUUUACUCAGAAGUAGGCAGGUGGCGUGAUUCUCAAACUUUAAGGAAAUUGAUGAAGGAUAGAGGAAUCAGAAAGAUCCCUGGAUGCAGCUGGAUUGAAGUCCAUAAAAUGGUACAUGCAUUCUGUAUAGGAGACAGAUCACACCCACAAACACAAGAAAUCUAUGAAAAGUUGGAGAAAUUGUCUUGGGAGAUAAAGGCAGCAGGGUAUGUUCCAGAUGUAAGAUCUGUAAUGAAUGAUGUAGAGGACGAGGAGAAGGAAUUACUCCUCUGCCACCACAGUGAGAGAUUGGCAAUUGCGUACGGGUUGUUAAACAUGCUGCCUGGAACAACUAUUAGAGUUGUCAAAAACCUUAGAGUAUGUGGUGACUGCCACACUGCAACCAAAUUUAUCUCCAAGAUUGUUGGAAGAGAAAUUGUAGUUAGAGAUGCAAACCGUUUCCAUCAUUUCAAACAUGGACAAUGUUCUUGUGGAGAUUACUGGUGAUUCUAAAUUAACCAAGCUAUACUUGUAGGCUUGCAAUAUAACAAGGUGCAUGGUAUCAGACUCACAGUGAAAGCUUGUUGAACUGUCGACUGAAAAGCUGGAAGAUGUCGAAGAAUUUGGUUGGAGGAAAAGGAAAUUUGUUCCACCAGAAGGAUUGAUGAGAAGGGCUUGUCAUCAAACUAAGGCCUGGAUACAGUUCUCCAUUUGGACCUCAAUUAUAUGUAUCAACCUAUAAAUCCGAAUUUCCAUCGGCCAUAGUAGAUUUUGUGUCAUUUAUGGUUAUACAAUGUCAAGGAUAUUCUGGAUCGAUUUAGAUGUGAUUUUUUAAAAUUCUUUUGCAGACAGAAAAGUCACGAGGCUCUGGAGCUAUUGAAAAGCCCUGUGAUAAUUCAUAAAAAUCUGUUCUGCUACCGAGGAACCAUUACAUAUGUUCCUUCUAUACAAAUAUUAUUGUUUGUAAAUGAGAAAUCGUUAAACCAUUUCUAACAAUGAUUAGAUAUUUCUAACGAGAUUUGGCAUGUU